AUGAGGAUCGAAACUUGCCAUUUCUGCUCUCGCCCCUGCUACCCUAGCAAGGGUAUCACUUUCGUGCGCAACGAUGCAAAGAUGUUCCGUUUUUGCAGGUCGAAGUGCCACAAGAACUUCAAGAUGAAGAGGAACCCUAGGAAGCUGGCCUGGACCAAGAGCUACCGCGCGGCGCACGGCAAGGAGAUGACAGUCGACAGCACGCUCGCCUUCGCCGCUAGGAGGAACGUUCCCGUCCGUUACAACCGCGACCUGGUUGCCAAGACGCUGCAGGCGAUGCAGCGCGUCGAGGAGGUCCGGCAACGCCGCGAGCGCCUCUUCUACAAGGAGCGCAUGAAGGGCAACAAGGAGCGCCAGCUCGCCGCCGACCGCAAGCUCGUCGAGGAGAACCAGCACCUGCUGCCGCCGGAGCUGCGCGACGAGAUUCCCGAGCACGUGCGCCAGAAGCUCGAGAGCAUGGAGGUCGAGAACGAGGAGUUCGAGGACAUGGACGAGGAGGUCGAGGAGGAAGAGGAGAAGACGCGCGUCCGCGCCAAGGUCCCCAAGGCGAAGAGGAAGCAGAAGCUCAUCGUCGGCAAGGGUGUGGAGGAUAUGGAUGUCGACGAGUGA
Lasiodiplodia theobromae is the source of this 609-nucleotide messenger RNA. Its product is annotated as Ribosome biogenesis protein rlp24. Gene Ontology annotation, biological process: ribosomal large subunit biogenesis. Gene Ontology annotation, cellular component: nucleolus. The record is from RefSeq and is a predicted model, not a curated record. The transcript is spliced from 4 exons. Bases 1 to 609 code for a protein of 202 amino acids. NCBI's taxonomy places the organism in Eukaryota, Fungi, Ascomycota, Dothideomycetes, Botryosphaeriales, Botryosphaeriaceae.